Messenger RNA from Arabidopsis lyrata subsp. lyrata, 1441 nucleotides. Its product is annotated as putative F-box protein At1g32420. The transcript has a single exon. The record is from RefSeq and is a predicted model, not a curated record. Gene Ontology annotation, molecular function: protein binding. Lineage: Eukaryota; Viridiplantae; Streptophyta; Magnoliopsida; Brassicales; Brassicaceae. Bases 99 to 1178 code for a protein of 359 amino acids.
GGGCUACCAAGAAUAAUUUGGGCUUUAAAAGGCCCAAGUAAAGGCAACGCAAAGGUUACUAUACGACGUGAUUUCUAGGGUUUCACAAAACAGAGGCGAUGAAGAGAAGACGCGAAGCUACAACACCAUCGCCGACACGACUUCGUCACCGUGAAGAUAUCAAUAUACCUCUCGAUGUGACGGUGGAGAUACUAAAAAAGCUCCCGACGAAAUCUAUAGUGAGGUUCCAAUUCGUUUCGAAGCAAUGGUCAUCAGUUAUCAACAUGCGUAGAGACUUCAUAGACUUCAUCAUGAAACGUUCUUUGGCUCAACCUCCACGUGAUGCCUAUUUCAUCGCUUCAGACGACUACCGAGAAUGUUUUUUAGCCUUCUUGUCUACUGACAAAGAAACAGUAUUAAUCCCUAAACGAUUUCGUCAUUACCUUCGCGGUUUGGUUUGUUGUUGGUCAAAAUCUCGUCAAGUAGUUUUAUAUAACCCUACCACAAGGCAGUCCUUGUACUUCCUAAAGAAGAAAACGAUGCACAUGGAGACUAGUUUCAUCGGGUACGACCCUCUUGAGAAUCAAUAUAAAGUAUUGUUCUUACCAAAGUACAAUCCUGAGCAGCCUUGUCUAGUUUUUACAUUGGGAGAAACAGCAACGAAGUGGAAGACUAUACAAGGCGUUGAAUCUCACCAUCCAUUGCAAGGUGCGCUUUGCAUCAAUGGGAGAAUCUAUUACCAAGCAGGGAUUGUUGAUCAAUAUGACUCUACUUCUCUAUACAAACUGAUGAGUUUUGAUGUUAGGUCGGAGGAGUUUCAUAACAUUGAAGCUCCUAAAACAUUGAUGGAUUACCGUUCUUAUCUAAUAAACUACCAAGGGAAGUUAGGAUUCGUGUGUUGCGAAAAGGGCGUGGAUAUUUGGGUUAUGGAGACACAAGGAUGGUCCAAGAUUUUCUUUAGUGAGAUGGAAUGUUUUAACAAAUUGUGUAGCGUGGGUGUUACUCGUGGUGGUGAGAUCGUUUUUACCGAAUGUGUGUACCGCACUCAACAGAGGUUAGGUGUCUUCUAUUUUGAUCCGAAGCUAGAUAGUAAGAGGUAUAUUGACCUCGAAGGCAUUUAUCCUAAGGAAAAAAGGCGUACCGAUUGUAUAAUAUGGACUGUUCCGGAUUAUGUUGAGAACACUAUGCGUUUAUAUUAGAUAAGAAUAUAUAGUCCUAUUUCAUAAAAAAUUCUUGCUGUGGAUUUUCUUUUUUUCUUUUUUAGUUAAAAUUAGAUAUAGUCCAAAAAAUACUAAAUGUCUUCUUUGGUUUAGAUAUAUGCAGAUCUAAAAUGCAUUCCUCAUGUAGUGAGAGCUUUUCUCUAGAUCAAUGGUUUUAAACCAUGCAACAAAUCGUUAUUAAGGUGAUGUUUGUAAUUUCUGCAUAUGGAUUGCAUCCAAAUGCUCUAUCUAGAUGAUAAAUU